Molecule: messenger RNA, 698 nt
Organism: Pisolithus orientalis
Lineage: Eukaryota; Fungi; Basidiomycota; Agaricomycetes; Boletales; Pisolithaceae
Product: Prefoldin
Exons: 4
Coding region: 33-512 (159 amino acids)
Biological process (GO): protein folding; regulation of DNA-templated transcription
Cellular component (GO): cytoplasm; prefoldin complex
Source: RefSeq, a predicted model, not a curated record
CUCGAGUUGGUCUCAUCGCGUUGGCGUCGAGCAUGGCCAGCACCGCUCAGCCCCAGCAGAUCAACAUCGCUGAUCUGGACUUACAGCAGCUUGCCGAAGUACGACGCCAACUCGAAGAGGAGUUGUCCCAUCUCACCAACUCCUUCGCGCAACUCAAGCAAGCGCAGUCAAAAUUUAAACAGUGCGUAGACAACGUGCAAGAGGUAAAACCCAAGAAUGCAGGCACGACGAUACUUGUCCCGCUCACGAAUUCUCUAUAUGUCCCUGGUAAACUGAGCGAUCCGGAACACGUCAUCGUCGAUGUUGGCACGGGAUACUACAUCAAAAAAACGCGAGAGGAAGCCCGAAAAUACUACUCGGCCAAAGUCGAAUACAUCCGGAGUAACCUCGAGACCUUGUCGGAGACGAUACAGAAGAAGCAGGAAAAUGUAAACUAUCUGAUCAAUGUCAUGCAAGUCAAAAUCGGGGAGCAGUCGCAGUCGCCAGCACAGGCGUCGAAGAGCAACCCGUAAUUCGCCAUGUAUCCAUAUAAUCAACCAAUUCCAACGCUAUUUGGCUUCUUCGUUAGGUGAUGCAGAGUUAGAAGAGGGCUUGUCACCUGUAGUUGAUGUCCAGGAUAAACUCUGCGGACAUUGUACCGACCACCACCACACUCUUGCACUGACCGUCAUCGAUAGCGCACUUGACCUGGUCGACUG